ACCUCCUCCUCCUCUGUUCUCACUCUGCUUCUCUGUAUAUCUCUUCUCUGCUUCUUCUUCUUCUCUGCUUCUUCUCUACUUCUUCUAUACUUCUUCUAUACUUCUCUCUCAAUGUCGACCCAGCAAUCCCUACAGGCCUUCUCCGCUGAGGACGUCGCCAAGCACGGCAGCGAGGAAUCCCUCUGGAUCAUCAUCGACGGCAACGUCUACGACCUCUCCUCCUUCCAGAACGAGCACCCCGGCGGCAAAAAGAUCCUCAAGCGCGUCGCGGGCAAAGAUGCGUCAAAGAUGUUUUGGAAGUACCACAGCGCCGGCAUUCUCAAGAAGUACUCUCCCAAGCUGCAAAUCGGCACCAUUGGCUCGGCCGCUGCUCCUCCUCCCGCCCUUGCUCCCGCGCCUGCUCCGCAGAAGCAGUCGACUGCUAAAGAGCCCUUCGAGGCCUACGGCGACAUGAUCCCAUUCGGCGAUCCGUCCUGGUACCAGAGCUACUACUCCCCCUACUACAACGAGUCCCACGUCGCGCUCCGCAACGAAGUCCGCGAAUGGGUCGAGUCCGCGCUCGAGCCCAACGCCGGCGAGUGGGACGAGAAGAAAGAAGUCCCGCCCGAGAUCUACCACGAGAUGGGUCGGCGCGGGUACCUCGCCGGCGCGCUCGGCGUGCACUAUCCGACCGAGUACACCGACAUCCGGCCUGCGAGCGUCGCGCCCGAGCAGUGGGAUCAUCUGCAUGAGUUUAUCUUGACCGACGAGAUCGCGCGCGCGGGCUCGGGCGGGUUGAUCUGGAACCUGCUGGGUGGAUAUGGAAUCGGCGCGCCGCCGGUGGUCAAGUUUGCGACGCCCGAGGUUAAGAAGCGCGUGUUGCCGGGCCUGCUCGCGGGUGAGAAGCGGAUCUGUCUGUGCAUCACCGAACCUGACGCCGGAAGUGACGUCGCGAACCUGACGACCUCGGCGAAGAAGACCGAGGACGGCAAGCACUACAUUGUCAACGGUGAAAAGAAGUGGAUCACGAACGGCAUCUGGGCCGAUUACUUCACCGUCGCCGUGCGCACAGGAAAGCCAGGCAUGAACGGCGUCUCGCUCUUGUUGAUUGAGAAGACGAUGCCGGGCGUGAACGUCCGCCGGAUGGACUGCUCGGGCAUGUGGAGCUCCGGCACCACCUACGUCACGUUCGAGGACGUCAAGGUCCCGGUCGAGAACCUGAUUGGCAAGGAAGACCAGGGCUUCAAGGUCAUCAUGACCAACUUCAACCACGAGCGGCUGGGAAUCAUCAUCCAGGCCAACCGCUUCUCGCGCGUGUGCUACGAGGAGUCGAUCAAGUACGCGCACAAGCGCAAGACCUUUGGCAAGCGCCUCAUCGACCACCCGGUCAUCCGCACAAAGCUCGCAAACAUGGCGAUCCGCAUCGAAGCCACGCACAACUGGCUCGAAAACAUGAUUUUCCAGACCUGUUCGAUGAGCGAGCAGGAGGCCAUGCUCCGUCUCGGCGGCGCCAUCGCGGGUUUGAAAGCGCAGGCGACGCAGACGUUUGAGUACUGCGCGCGCGAGGCCGCGCAGAUCUUUGGCGGACUGUCGUACUCGCGCGGCGGACAGGGCGGGAAGGUCGAGAGGCUGUACAGAGAGGUGCGCGCGUAUGCGAUUCCUGGUGGAUCGGAGGAGAUCAUGCUCGAUCUCACGAUGCGCCAGUCCAUCCGCGUGCACCAGGUGCUGGGAGCGAAGCUCUAAGGCAGUAAAUAAAACGAGGCUACUUCCUUUUUUCAAGUCUAUCUUUUUUCAAGUUCAAGUAUUAUUUGGGAGUUUGGUGGGUAUAUUUCUGAUGCUCUGCUUGCCUCAUAUUGUUUUUCGCUAGUGUAUGUUCAUGUUCAAUUGUAUUUCCGUUUCCGUACAAAGAGGAAAGAGAGCCGCGCGUCGAAGUGGUGAAGAGCUGGACGACGGAGUAGCCCAGGAGUGUCCCAGCGGAGUCUCCCGGCGUCGCAGAAGGCCGACCACAGCCA
This is a messenger RNA of Myxozyma melibiosi, 1991 nucleotides long. RefSeq names its product putative acyl-CoA dehydrogenase. The transcript has 3 exons. The record is from RefSeq and is a predicted model, not a curated record. Gene Ontology annotation, cellular component: cytoplasm. Gene Ontology annotation, biological process: fatty acid beta-oxidation using acyl-CoA dehydrogenase. Lineage: Eukaryota; Fungi; Ascomycota; Lipomycetes; Lipomycetales; Lipomycetaceae. The coding region runs from base 112 to 1722 and encodes 536 amino acids. Gene Ontology annotation, molecular function: flavin adenine dinucleotide binding; acyl-CoA dehydrogenase activity.